This is a messenger RNA of Stylophora pistillata, 2245 nucleotides long. Its product is annotated as sialate O-acetylesterase. Gene Ontology annotation, molecular function: sialate O-acetylesterase activity. NCBI's taxonomy places the organism in Eukaryota, Metazoa, Cnidaria, Anthozoa, Scleractinia, Pocilloporidae. The record is from RefSeq and is a predicted model, not a curated record. Gene Ontology annotation, biological process: carbohydrate metabolic process.
AGUCGUUAUCUUGUUCAAAAUUUUGAUAUAAAAAUAGAAGAAAAAUUACUCUUCGCCAAAGAGUAUUGAAUCUCGGUUCAAUCAUCGUUUGUUCCUUUUGCCAGAUUGCGUGACAAAUUGAAAGCCCUGUAGUCACGGGACCAGCACGCAGUUUCGCACAGUUCGAAGAACUUUUCAGUUUUAGUUACAGCCAUGUUUGUGUCAAAGUUUUGUGCGAUUUUUCUAGUAUUGGAGGCGACGUUUUUCACUUCAAACGUCUGCGCAUUAAGCGAAAGCGUCAAAUUGGCAAGUGCUUUUCGUUUUGCCAACAUAUAUGGCGACCACAUGGUUCUACAGAUGAAACCUUUCAGUCCAUUGGUAUGGGGAUUCGGUGAAAUAGGACAAACAGUCGAUGUCACGUUGGGAGAUGAAGUUCAAAAGACGGAAGUAGUGAAAGGUCCUGAAGGAUCAGGGGUAUGGAAGGUGACUUUAGAUUCUCAUGGUGCCGGUGGACCCUAUAACAUUACUGCUACUUCAAAAGUGGACAAUGUCAAAAAGACAAUAACUUUGCAGGAUGUUUUGUUUGGUGAUGUUUGGGUGUGUAGUGGACAGAGCAACAUGCAAUUUACAGUAUCUCAGGCAAUCAAUGCUUCAGAGGCAUUCAAAGAGGCAGACAAUUACCCAGAAGUCAGAUUAUUUACUGCAAGUCUUAUUCAAUCUACAACACCUUUGUAUGAGCUAAAAGAAGUUGAACAGACAUGGAGUGUUGCUUCUUCCAAAACUGUCAAUGGAGGUACAUGGAAAUAUUUCUCAGCUGUCUGUUGGUUUUAUGGCAAGAACCUUUAUGACCAGUUUAAAAGACCAUUAGGUCUAGUUGCCACAGACUGGGGAGGUACGCCAGUGGAAGCUUGGUCUUCACCAGAUGCCUUGCACAAAUGCAACAUAACUGGCAACAAAGUAGAGAAUGUAUACUUGUUCCAAGAAGAAAAGUCAUUCAAAGGGCCCCAAUCACACUCUGUGUUGUACAAUGCGAUGAUUCACCCAUUUCUUAAUAUGACCAUAUAUGGGGCAAUUUGGUAUCAAGGUGAAGCCAAUGCUGGAGCUCCAUAUAAUUACAACUGCACUUUCCCUGCAAUGAUUGACGACUGGCGGUCCAAAUGGUACUAUGGAACUGACAAACUCACAGAUCCUGAAUUUCCUUUUGGAUUUGUUCAAUUGUCAGCGAAUGGAAAUGACUCAACCAUUGCAGAUGGAUUUCCUGUCAUUCGAUGGGCUCAAACUGCCAAUUAUGGUUACGUUCCAAAUCUCAGGGAGACUAACGUAUUCAUGGCUGUGGCAAUGGAUUUGGGAAACGCCUCGUCACCAUAUGGCAGUAUCCACCCAAAUGAUAAGCAAGACGUUGGAUACCGCCUUGCACUUGCUGGACGAGCAGUUGCCUACGGAGAUCUGGAUGUGUACUAUUCUGGGCCAAUUGUAUCUGAUGUUAUAAUUACUGCAAAGUCUAACACAACAUGGAUUGCCACGGUAAAAUAUCAUCACGAAAGUGUGGGUUUAGGAGGAAUUGAAUUGCGAUCUGAUCACGGAUUCGAGUUCUACUGCACGUUGCAUGACCAUUCCCAAAUCACUCAGGCCAAGAUUGUCUCAAGUGACUUCAGUGCAGUGCACUUAGCUGGUGUCUGCCCCCUUGAGAUGUCCGCGAAAGGAAUACGAUACGCUUGGUACACAAAGCCUUGUAAUUUUAAAAAGUGUGCUGUCUAUAGCAAGGAAAAUGAUCUACCUGGACCUCCUUUCACGUGGAAUGCACCUGUUAAUUAAAGGAUCACUUUUCAAGAAAGUGCCCCCCCUCAUCAAGUAGAUAUAGUCGGCAUCGAAACCAGGAAAAUGCAGUUGACAUAUUUUAAUGCUGAUAGAAUUGAAACAAUUUCUUUGAUGUCAUGUUAAAGGCGUAACGUUUCAAUAAUCAGGAUAAUAAUAAUACAAGCUCAUUUUUGAUAUACGAAAUAUUAGCGUUCUACAUCGUCUGAAGUAAUGUAAUACAGUCACUGGUAAUUAGAACUUUUCAUGCUCAGUCUAAUUCAACUGUCCUUUAUUGAAUGAUCAAAGAAGUGUCUUCAUCAUACAACCUUUGAGGUUGCUUUUUUCUUACUUUCAUGCAAGAGCAAAACGAUUUAUCAAUAGGAUAUGUCCGUACACUAGUAAUGCUGUGCAACGCGAUAUACUACAUAUAUGUUCACUAUGGAAUGAAGGCAAUCGCUAUUUUCCAAUA